Naegleria gruberi is the source of this 906-nucleotide messenger RNA. RefSeq lists its product as uncharacterized. The record is from RefSeq and is a predicted model, not a curated record. Lineage: Eukaryota; Heterolobosea; Eutetramitea; Acrasida; Naegleriidae. Bases 1 to 906 code for a protein of 301 amino acids. The transcript has a single exon.
AUGAAAACUCAUCUGGUUCUUACUCUUGCCAUUAUUCUAUUGAUUAGUUUAGUUUCUUGUUCUGUUCCUGUCGAUUCUUAUUCGAAUGUGGACCAAUAUAAUCCAAGUCCAAGAAGAAAACACUGUCUACAUAAGAAGAUAAUCAGAGGAAAGUGUUUGAAAUUCAAAAAGUUCAAAGUUUGCGCACACCAUUCAAAAAUCACCAAAUGUGUCAAAUUCAAAAAGUUCUGCAAAUGCAUCAAACUUGGAAAACCAAAGAGAAAAUGCAUCAAGUUCGGAUUCAGAAGAACUAAAUGUGCUGAUAGAAGAGGAUGGUCAACUUGUGAUCAAUACGGAACUAGACGAAUCUGUACUAAAAAGGCAUUCCAUCACUAUUGUGCAAAGCGUACCUUUAUUCCAAAGUGUGUCAAGCAUGGAGAACGAAAGGUAUGCAGAAAGUACAAGAAGGUUCCAAUAAGAAAGUGUGAAACCAAAAAGAUUUGUGAUUCUUAUUCGAAAUCAGUCGAUUCUUACCAACCACAAAAAUGCAAACACGUGAAAAAGUGCAAAAUCGUAUCCUUCGCCAAGAAAUGCGUCAAAUUCAGAAAAAUUAAAUUCUGCAAGCUAAGAAUUCUCCUCAAGAAGUGUCUCCAAAUUAGGAAAAACUCAUAUUGUGCCCAAUUCAAGUGUAAGAAAGUCUGUAAACACAAGAGAAGAUUCUUCCAAUGUGUACGAUUCCACAAGGAAAAAUACUGUUCCCAACAACAACAUUUCCCGCCAAAAUGUCUCAAACGAAAAGUUUACAAAAAGUGCAUUAGGAAAAUUGAGAAGAAAAUUUGCAAAAUUUGGAAACAAAAGAAAAUUUGCAAAAAGUAUCAAAAGAAGAGAAUUUGUUUAAAGAGAAAACCAUUCCAAAUCUCAAAAUAA